Messenger RNA from Pseudonaja textilis, 1847 nucleotides. RefSeq names its product zinc finger containing ubiquitin peptidase 1 (gene ZUP1). Gene Ontology annotation, molecular function: ubiquitin-like protein peptidase activity. The record is from RefSeq and is a predicted model, not a curated record. Lineage: Eukaryota; Metazoa; Chordata; Lepidosauria; Squamata; Elapidae.
GCCAGUCAGCGCUGUUUCUCCGGCAGCCGGGAUAAUGGACGGGGCCAGGAGAGGUCGGCCGGGAAGCCCGCCUGCCGGUGCUCCGUCUCCCCUUCCUGAAAGUAGUCUGGCUCUAUAUGAAUGUCCUAUAUGCCAUCUUAGUUGUACCGAUUACCCAGUUCUGCAAGAUCAUGUCGAACUGCACCUGGAUGAAUGCAGCAUUUUACAAGGAAGAAACUUGAAUGAUCUAGAAUUGGCACAGCAUCUUCAAAAUGAAGAGGAUAGGCAAAGAAGAACAGAGACUGGAAGACAAGAAAAGGAUGAUUUCCAAAAGUUGCAGAGACAAUAUGGUUUAGAUGGUUCUGGAGGGUACAAGCAACAGUCACUAAAAGCCAUGGCAAAAGAAGUUGAUUUUGGAAGGAUGCAACCAUCUGACUAUCACAGAAGAAAAGCUGAUAUGUUGGAAUCUCUGGCUUUAGGUGUUGAUGAUGGAAAGACAAAGACUUCAGGAAUUAUGGAAACAUUGUGCCAGUAUUAUCAGAAUGAAUGCAAAGAUAUAAAGCAUGUGUGGCUUUCUGCAGGAGUGGAUCACUUUCACUGUUCUCUUGGAGACAAAGGCUGGGGUUGUGGUUAUCGGAAUUUUCAAAUUCUGUUUUCUUCUCUUUUGAGAAAUAACUCCUACAAAGACUGCUUGAAAGAUAUUUCAUCAGUUCCUUGUAUUCCAAAAAUACAAACACAAAUUGAAGAUGCCUGGAAAGAAGGCUUUGAUCCCCAAGGAGCUUCUCAUUUCAGCAGCAAAUUACAAGGAACUAAAGCAUGGAUAGGAGCAUGUGAAAUUUAUUCGCUCUUAACUUUUCUCAGGCUAAAGUGUCAAAUUAUUGACUUUCAUCAGCCUACUGGCUCUUCUGGUACACACCCUCGUUUGUUUGAAUGGGUAUUAAACUAUUAUUCUUCAGGUAAAGAUAGCAAUGGAAAGGUUAUGAGUACUUCCAAGCCACCAAUUUAUUUGCAGCACCAAGGUCAUAGUCGUACUAUUGUUGGCAUUGAAGAAAGAAAAAACAAAAGUUUGUGUCUACUAAUAUUUGAUCCUGGCUGCCCUUCAGAAGAAAUGCAAAAACUCUUAAAAGGCAUUGAUGGGAACAAUCUAAAAUUAUUUCGAAGACUCCCAGGAGGCUUAAAGCAUAAGCAGUAUCAAAUAGUGUCUGUGGAAGGUGUGCUGACAGAAGAGGAAAAAGUUGCUCGUAGGCAGGCUUCUCAAUUCUUCACAGCACAGAAAAUUCCUUGAAAUAAGAAUAUCUGAAAAAUGAAGGCAAUUGAAGGCUGCAAAGGAGAUCUGUUCAUACAGGUUGCUGAGUGAUGUACAUAGCAAUUUUUAAACAUUUCAAAAUAAAUAUUGAAAUACUUAAUUCUUAUUUGAUUCUUGCUUGAUGUUGAAUUACAAAUACUAUAUCCUGUGUUAUGUCAGCAGAAUUUUUUUAAAAUGUACUUGGAGUUGACAUGCAUAUUCAGUCUACAUAAACAUUAAAUGAUCUCUAUUCUCAGUAUUCUAGGGGGGUGGGAAUCUUUUUUUUUUGUAACGGUACUAUGAACCCAAAUCAAGACUAUUCAUAAUUCUCAGGUUUCCAAAUCAGUUCCCACUCUUAAUUUUUAAGAGCAGGAGAAACAAAAGUCAUUUAAACUAUUAUUGCUUAAAGGAAGAUGUGUUUGAAAAUUAACCUAGUAGCAACAGAAAUUACAUCCUACUUUUUACUGAUUAUCAUGAUUAUAAUGUUCUGUUUCCCCAGAUCAUGAUUCAUGAAUAUCGUAUUUAAUUAUAAUAUGUGGGGGAGGGGGGUUUCCUCAAGAUUUUUUAUGGGUGUGAUAAGCUU